AGACGGUAUCACAACACAAAAAUAUCACAAUAAGCUAGAACACCACAGAGCAAGAUAUUCAAAUAGUAAAAAAAAAAAAAACUUGUAUAUUCAUUCAAAAGCGAGAUUUUCCAGAUCAAAAUCAUUCGCUUUCGCUUAAAGAUACAAUGGGGAAUGAAAAUGGAGAAGAAUGGCGAGAGGAGCUUACUAGUCCUGAUGGAAAUACUGAUGAGCUGCCUAUAGAACGCCUUAUUAGAGCCGUGAAGUCCGCCUCGCCACAAGCACUUUCUUCUGCAGUAAGUGACAUUAGAUCGGUUGUAAGCAUGGUUGAUACGAUAGCUGGUUCAGCUCCAGGAAACGGUUCGAGAGCUUCAGUUGGCGAAGACUUGGUUGCAAUGACUAAAUGUCGUCUCCAUGCAAGAGACUUCAUGACGCAAGAGGGAAUGAUGGCGACCACGAAAAUGAAACGUCACAAAACUGCAAUGCCACUGAGCGUUGGUUCACUGGGAGGAAGUGUUGGUGAUAACUACAAGCAGUUUGCUGGUUUGGUAGGUAUGGCAUCUACUGUGACUUGUGGUGGAAAUAAGGCAAGAACUGAGACCGAGCACGCCCUUUUGGAGGAAAUUAAGGAAAUAAAUCAGCGGCUGUUAGAUACAGUCGUUGAAAUUUGUGAUGAUGAAGAUGCUGCUGAUCCUAGUGAGAAAGUAACAUCAAGCAAAGAGUGUGAAGGAACAACAAUUAGAUUCUCGUUUAUAGCUGUUUCCCUCAGCCCAGGUUUGAAGGCUCAUCUCUCGUCAAAACAAAUGUUUCCUCUUCGACCACUGCGUCUGCUGGUUCCUUGUAGCUACCCCAACAUCUCUCCAUCUAUUCUGGACAUACUCCCGGUUGAAAUCAGCAAAAAGAACGAGGACCUCUCGUCCAAAGUUAUGGCAAGGUUCAACAUAUUGCUAAGAAGUUUGUCACAGCCAAUGUCGCUCAAAGACAUAGCCAAGACAUGGGACGCUUGUGCUCGGGCAGUGAUCGAUGAGUACGCACAGCAAUUUGGUGGUGGAACUUUCAGCUCAAAAUACGGAACUUGGGAGAAACAUGUAGCCGCUUCCUGAAUCUGAUGGAAGUCCUUAACACCAUCUCCACUCAUCAACAACUCAUUUAAAUUUCUUAAAAUUAAAUAUUUAAUAUUUUAUUAAUAAAAGAAUAUUUAACCAAUAAGAAGAAGAGAAUAAAGGAGAAAUUCAUUUAAGUUUCUCUCUCAGUUCCUAAAAUACUUAUACAAGAAACGGUUCUUUAAUUUCUCUCUC
Messenger RNA from Camelina sativa (false flax), 1277 nucleotides. Its product is annotated as mediator of RNA polymerase II transcription subunit 15a-like. Gene Ontology annotation, molecular function: chromatin DNA binding; transcription coactivator activity. Lineage: Eukaryota; Viridiplantae; Streptophyta; Magnoliopsida; Brassicales; Brassicaceae. The record is from RefSeq and is a predicted model, not a curated record.